UCGCCACAGCCACCGACUUCCUGCCACCGUGAGCUCUUGAAACGCUCGACGAUACAGCGCCGGACGAGGAAGACCGACCGCCGCCGCCGCCAUUCCAGGAGCUCAAACCUCUGCGCACCCAUCAACCGUCCAGGGCGGGGCGGGCCUGUUGCAGUACUCCAGCCUCGCUGCACCUCGACCUGCAAGCACAGCGAACAACACAACACGCAGCCACCUUGUGUACGCCUGCGCUCCAGCCCCUCCGCCGCCAUCGCAUGCUCCGGAGCGCACAUCGCCAUCUUCUCGUCUGCAGACUUGUCCGUCGCAUAGAAUAGCCGGGAGUCAUAGCAGGCCCGCAUGGUUUCCUAUCCCGACUCGCAGGGCGCAGAGCGCUCGCUCGCCAUCCGCCGCCCGCCGUCCGUAACCUCGCACUCGUCGCGCGCUUCGACCGUCCGAAGGCAUCGCCCGCACCGCUCGCAUUUUGGGGGCUCCUCGUACCAGCCGCAGAACGAGUUCCCCGUAUUUACGCACACGGGCGAUGUCGACAUUUUGAUCUCCAACGGGCGGAAAGAGCAACGCUAUCUGCUCCACAAGCUCAUCUUGGCGCAAUGCUCCGGGUUUUUCGAGGCGGGACUGAGCGACGAGUGGGCGACGGCCGGCGAGAGCAGCGCGCAGAGCGCAACCUCGGCAGCACUCGCGAGGGUUCCGCAAGGCGCUCUACAGGAGAAGAAGGUCUGGAAGUACGAACUCGAAUGGGGAAGGGACGACGAUCUUCCCAUGCUGAUUCAGAAGAAAGCGCAACCCACGUUAUUUGGCGGUGAUGGCGCGUCCUCGCAGCCGCCAGCGCUUCGUAACAAGCCGCCAGCGCCUCAAGCGGGCUUCUUCCGCAGCAUGGCCAACUUCUCCUCCCUACACGUGCCCACGACGCCCACCGACCCCGACGACGACACCUUUCGAGACUACGACAACCUCCUCCGCGUAUUCUAUAAUUAUCCUCCUGCUCUAGACCCCGUCAAUAUCGCAAACGCAUACGUCGAAUGCAAGUCGCUUCUUCAGAUCGCCGACAUGUACGAUGCGCUCGAUGUGAUAGGGCCGCGAGUUGAUCACCAUCUGCUACGAUUCCAGGGCCGGUUGUGGAAGCAGAUUGCCAAAUACCCCCCAAGCUACCUCAAGCUAGGCUACAUGGCACGGAGCAAGGCGAUAUUCUCGGAAGCAAUGGUACACGUCGUGGGUCAAUGGCCGCAGGGCAUGAACCAGCUGAGAGGACAAGUCGCUGAGUCAGUCCUGGAGCUGGUGGAAGACAAAGUGGAUGAGAUGGAUGAGCUAAAGGCAAAAGUUGAGGUCAAACUGUUCCGGUUGACACUUACAACGAGCAGAGGCGAGCGUGUGACACCUUCGAACAACUGGCUCGAGUGGAUGGCCAUAUCUCUGUUCCGGCAAUGGCUCGCAGAAAAUACCACGCCACCACCCGCACCAAUUUUGAAGUCUCCGCGACAGCCUUCGCGAAGCGGAGAUGAUACGCCUUUGCCUCCUCCACCACCCUUUAACACCGGCCGAAUAUUCAAACUUCUUGGCACUGGCGGGGCAAGCUAUCUGGGGCACGAUGAGUGCAAGCGCUUCCUCAAGCUGAGUCCCGAGCAUUACAAUCGGGACAACCUGAAGCGUUUCGAACGACGCAUCGAGGAGAUCAAAAACAAGGCAAAAGACGCUGUGAAGCCUCUCAUGCGGAAUUUCCUCGAGUUGGAUCUUAGAGAAGGUGGUUUGCCAUAUUUGACAUGUACGCGCAUUGACCCACAUGAUUUUCCAUGGGAUGAGUAGAAUUUGGCCUGGAAGUGAACGCUUAUUUGUUAUGUGAUAUCUCGGACAUCGAUAUCAGGAGUCGGCGCAGGAAAUGGCUAUUUGGUUUUGUAAGAGAAGGAUAUUUUUGGCGCCAGAUACCCUAGUUCACGUUUAUUUGUCAUUUGCUGCCCUGUUUCCUUUGCAUUUGCGGCAUAUAGGAUAAUGCAAUCUGACAAGGGAGACGUGCUGGUCACGCCUUUCUGGGGAAG
This is a messenger RNA of Paraphaeosphaeria sporulosa, 2027 nucleotides long. RefSeq lists its product as uncharacterized. The record is from RefSeq and is a predicted model, not a curated record. NCBI's taxonomy places the organism in Eukaryota, Fungi, Ascomycota, Dothideomycetes, Pleosporales, Didymosphaeriaceae. The transcript is spliced from 2 exons. The coding region runs from base 337 to 1797 and encodes 486 amino acids.